AUGGCGUCUACCGAGGAACCCAUUCCUAUCUCCUCCGACGUCGAUAUCGAGGCUGAGGUCGAGGCCGGAGUCGAUGCCGAUGUCGAGGUUCCGCCUCCAGCUACCCCCGUAGACUCGGCCAUGUUCUCCGGAGGUGAAGAGGCUGUUAAGUCUAGCCCCGAGGCAUCCAAAGAGAACGUCCCAGUGUCUCCUAGCAAAACCAGCACUGGUGCACCAACUACCAAACGUCCUAUUGUGGUCAAGCGCCCUACCUCAACCUCGACUGUGUCGAAGACUGGAGCUACGCCAGCUGCUCGUACCAGCAUGAGUAGCACAUUGAAUAAGCCUCCUACCCGGCCUACCACCACCGCCACCACUACUGCCACUCGGAAGCCUCUUGGUACUUCUACCACGUCGUCUCACAGGUCCCGUGCAUCGGUCAGUAGCUCUGCGGAUGAGAAGCCUCGGUCAAUCGCAAGCUCUGGGGAUGAGAGGCGCAGCACCUUGGGUGCAGCCAAACGCACUUCUAUGGCUGCUACUCCGUCUACGCGCGCCCCAUUGAAGUCCACCUCGACCCUUGACCGCAGAUCAAGUGUCGCUGGCUCCGCUUUGGAGAGAAAGCCUGCGGCACCUUCCACUGCCACAUCCCGCACGGCUACCUCCACCAGUAGACCCGUUGGUAAACUGACAUCUGCGACCACCCCGAGUGCUCGACCAACCUCCUCGACCUCGCCCCGCACUACGACUACUCGCCCGGCGACCGCCACUUCUGCCACUUCGCGUACUGCGGCGCCUUCUAUACGGGACCCGACCAAACGGCUGAGCACCAUCUCUAGCACAACUUCCAGAAGUGCUGGAGACUCGGAAAAGCUGCAGACUUUGCAGGCGAAGCUCUCAGAGAGUGAGGAGACAGUCACCGAACUGAGGGCUGAGCUUGAAACUGUUAACGAGAAGCUGGGUCAACUUUCCAUUGCUGGGGAAGAGGCCGCUAAGGACAACACUGCCACAGAAUCUCUUCAGGCAGAACAUGCUGCUGAGUUGGCGAAGCUGGCUUCUGCCCAUGCAGAGGAGCUUGAGUCUUUGCAGGUCCGGCUUCAGGAGGCGGAGACACAACGUAAGGAGUUGGAAGAGAGUUCUCAGAAAGAACUCGAGGCUGCUAAGCAGUUGGCAAUGGCUCAAGGUGACGCUCAAUCAACCGCUGCUCUUGAUGAGCUCAAGGAAACGCACCAGGCUCAAUUGGAAGUUCUUAAGAAAGAGCUCGCGGAGUACAGGGAUUCUGCUGCGGCUUACGAGAAGGAACUUGAGGCUCUGAAGAAGGACCUCGAGGCACAGAAGGCUCAGUUUACCGAGGAAAACGCUCUGGCUGUCAAUAAUCUCGAGCGGGAAUUGGAGGGUCGUGACCAGGUACUCGACAACUUGAAGGCUGAACUUGACAAGCUGGGCGCUGCGAAGGACGAGGAAAUCAUGGCCGAGAAGGAUGCUGCUGAGAAAUCUACUUCAGCUCUCCGCGAGCAAAUUGCUUCAUUGGAAGCCAAGAUCGCUGAGUCUGAGUCCAACACCCAGAAUAAUUCAGAGGAAAUCACGAACUCCUUAGUCGAGAAGGAUCAGGAGAUCGCCGAUCUCAAGCAGAGCCUUGCCAAGGUUCAAGUAGACCUUGAAGAGGCCCAGGCUGCAUCCGCCGAUGCCCUCAGCACCAAGGUCAAAGAAUUGGAGUCAGCUCACGAGGCCGCCAUUGCUAACGUGAAGGCCGAGCAUGAGCAGGCUUUGAGCUCCCUUUCCGCCUCGCAUGCCGAAGAGCUUACUCUUGCCAAGGCUGCCGCUGAAUCUACCGGCACCGAGCACUCUCGGCAACUGCAAGAAUUGCGAGAUGCAUUGGAAUCCGCCAAGGCUGCUGCUCUGGGAGAUAACGAAAAUGCUAUUACAGACCUUAAGGCUGCCCAUGAGCUUGAGCUUAAGUCUCUUAUGCCGAGACUGGAGGAGUCUGAGAAGGCUUUGAAUGAGUCUCGUCAGGCUUUGGAAGGCCAUGCCGCUGCGCGGGAGUCUGCAAUUCAAGAAGUUGAGGCCCUUCGUCAAAAGGUUGGAGCCCUGGAGCCACAGGUCUCUAGCGGCGCUGGUAAGAUCAACGCUCUUCAGCAGGAGGUUCAGAGCAAGCAGACUGAAGCCGAGGAGCUGUACCGCAGCUUAAAGAACCUAGAGGGCGAGUCGAAGUCCAGGGAUGUCGAGAAGGAGAACAAGCUGAAGAGUCUGCAAGAUAAGGCCGCCGAGGCUACUCUGCUUCUUGAAGAGCACACUGCAAAGGCAGCUUCGUUGUCUGAGCAGCAUGCUCGAGACAUUGAGGCUCUCAAGGCUGAGCACGCCGCCGAGUUGGCACAGGCUGCAAAGGAAACAACUGGUUCUCACGCAGAUGCUUUGAGUGAGCUCCAGGCGAAGCAUGACGAGCUCCUGGCCAAAAACCGCGAAUUUGAGUCGAACCAUGCAACACAUGCUACUCGGGUCGAAUCGCUCGAGGCUGAAUUGAAGUUGGUUCAAGAACGUCACGCUGGAGAUAUUGCAACCCAUGCCCAGUCUCGUGAGACCGAGACUGCUGAGCUUCAGAAGCAGGUUCAAGAAUCUCAAGCCAAGGCCCAAGCCGAGGUUGAAGCAUUGCAAGCUUCUGCUACUGCCAACAGUGAUGCUCAUCUGAAGGAGAUUGCCGAGCUGCAAAAGGGUUUCGAGGAAACCAAGGCUCAGUUGCUGGCUGAGAUUGAAGCUGUGAAGAGCUCGAAGGCUGCCGAUGCUGAUGCCGAGCACGGAAAGGCCAUUGAAGAGCUUCUCACAGUCCAGGAGGCUAAGCUCGCUAAUUUGAGAGCUGAGCUUGAUGCAUCCCACGAGGCUAGACUUGGUGAUCUGCAGAACAUCCACGAGGUUGCCCUGGGUAAGGUCAAUGAGCAACUCCUCCAGGCCAAGGCAGCUGCGCAGGAUACAUCUAUCAUCGAUAGUCUAACGGCCACCGUGACUGAGCUUGAACAGAAGCUAGCCGCUUCGGAGAAAAUCCAUGUCACCUUCCAGGAAUCCGCGGUCACCACUUCGCGGGAGAUUCAGGAUAAGCAUGCUGCCGAGGUUGCCAAGCUCCAGGCUCAACACUCGGAGCUUGCGGCCAAGCAUGAUGCCGCUCUUUCCCAGGUCGGAGAGCUUCAAAAGUCUCUCGCCACUUCCAGCGGCAAGACCUCUGAGUUGGAGUCCAUCAUGAGACAACUUUCGCAGUCUCAAGAGGAGAUUGCUUCUUUGAAGGCGAAACACACCGCCACCAGCCAAGAGCUAGAGGAGACUCGGGCUGUGAACAAAUCCAUCGAAGAAAGGAUUGCCGCCGGUGAGCAGAAUCUGAAUGAUCAAAUCGACAAGAACAUGGCUCUUCUCAACCAGCUUGGUGAUUUCGAGUCACAACUUUCCGCCGGCCGCCGACGAGUCCGCGAGCUCGAGGCAGACCUGGCUACUCUGAAAGCAGGAGGCAGUCUGGGCACAGAGAACGACAAGGGCACUUCGUCAGGCUUGGAGUCAAGCCGGUGGGCAACAGCGGAUGAGGGUAGCGAAAAAGCUGAAGAUGGAGGUCCAGCCACAACUGAAGGUGAGCUUGGUUCAUCCAUCGAGGGAACGAUGGCAAGCAUUCAGGAACAGCUUAAGCACAUUCGAUCGGCAAACGAUGAGUGGUAUGAUGAGCAUCGCAGACUCAUCGGAGAAUUGUCUCAGCUCUCCCGACGAGCCACUCCCAACCCUCCCAGCCAGACGUCAACACCCGGCCCUGAAAUCGCAGUGACCGCUCCUGAGUCAGUGAGCAGUCGUGUCUCUGCCGCCCGGUAA
Penicillium pulvis is the source of this 3816-nucleotide messenger RNA. Its product is annotated as M protein repeat protein. Gene Ontology annotation, biological process: Golgi vesicle transport. NCBI's taxonomy places the organism in Eukaryota, Fungi, Ascomycota, Eurotiomycetes, Eurotiales, Aspergillaceae. The coding region runs from base 1 to 3816 and encodes 1271 amino acids. Gene Ontology annotation, cellular component: Golgi apparatus. The record is from RefSeq and is a predicted model, not a curated record. The transcript has 3 exons. Gene Ontology annotation, molecular function: small GTPase binding.